Molecule: messenger RNA, 523 nt
Organism: Zophobas morio
Lineage: Eukaryota; Metazoa; Arthropoda; Insecta; Coleoptera; Tenebrionidae
Exons: 7
Coding region: 56-523 (155 amino acids)
Biological process (GO): actin filament organization; vesicle transport along actin filament
Cellular component (GO): myosin complex; cytoplasm; actin cytoskeleton
Molecular function (GO): actin filament binding; ATP binding; microfilament motor activity
Source: RefSeq, a predicted model, not a curated record
CAAAAUAACUCUUAACUGAGAGAGAAUUUUGAGAAUUAUUAUUGAUAGGCUUAUCAUGUCUGCGGGAAUAGAUCUUUCCCAUUUUGACUUAGAAGGGAUUGAUGUUUCCUCCUUGAAUCUUGAUAAACUAGAAGAUAAAUUUAGGGAGCCUUUCCAAAGUAACUCAUAUGAUAGUGAUAAUAUUAAGUAUGGCUUUGCUGAUAUGACCGGAAUUUCUCGGUUGAACGAGAAAUCUGUUUUGCAUAAUCUUAUGAUCCGCUUUCAAAACGACAGGAUUUUCACUUACAUUGGAAGCGUACUGGUUAGCGUAAACCCUUUUAAGCGUCUUUUAGGUUUAUACGACGAGCCGAAGUCGUUUAGAGGAAAAACACUCCAAGAGAAGCCUCCUCACAUUUUUGCUCUCGCUGAAAAGGCAUAUGCCUCCAUGAUGGGCGCACAGCAGAACCAGACUUUUUUAAUAAGGCAAGCUAUUACCGCUGAACAUGCUCAUCGCGUAUGUCUGGUAACAUGCCUACAGCGGUGA